AUGGCCGAGCCAACCGUUGUCAUAUCCCCCACCGCAGUACCAAGAGAAGACCAGGGACAUGGGGAGCCGAUCCUCACUACUUCGAAACAAGCCCAGAAGACUCCAGGUCUUGGGAGAGAAGGAUGGUGGAGGCUCACGAUAACGAAUACUCCAAUACCUGGUACUUACCACUUAAGGACUUUUAUUGAAGAAGCCCUAUUGAAUCCAGUGAAAAUAACCUACAAUUUUAAAAAUGAAGGGAGGAAAAGGCUCCCUCUGGUGCUGAGAAACGACCCGGUCCCAAUGGACCUCCCACAGUACAAUCCUCCUGACUUCCUGGAGCUGCUGAAGAAGCAGACCGCCUCAUACUCUUUCAAAGACAAGCCCCGGGCAGACCCCAGCACGCUGGUUGACAAAGAUGAGUCACUCCGUCUUUGCCCAGGACAGUACGAGAUACUUCCUGCACCGGUUCCCAAGAGCUCGGCCAGGAGCUUCGUAUUUCGUUCUACAGUUCAAAGAUUCCCACCAAAUUAUUUCACUCCUCAUGAGGGCCCUGGCCCAGGUGACUAUGACUUGAAAGCACCCCCAACAGGCUCUGUUACGUCUUGUUUUCGAUCGAAGGUUCCCCGAUUCUUGCCUGUCAGUUCAAAAACACCAGGCCCAGGAGCAUACACAUCUUCGAGACAGUUCCCUAGGCAGUCUUCAACCAUCGCCAAAAUGGGUAGAGAACACAGCCUCUUCUUCAAUAACACAAUUGGCUUUUAA
This is a messenger RNA of Apodemus sylvaticus (European woodmouse), 744 nucleotides long. RefSeq names its product sperm-tail PG-rich repeat containing 4 (gene Stpg4). The record is from RefSeq and is a predicted model, not a curated record. The transcript has 7 exons. Gene Ontology annotation, cellular component: female pronucleus; male pronucleus; germinal vesicle. Gene Ontology annotation, molecular function: chromatin binding; histone binding. NCBI's taxonomy places the organism in Eukaryota, Metazoa, Chordata, Mammalia, Rodentia, Muridae. Bases 1 to 744 code for a protein of 247 amino acids. Gene Ontology annotation, biological process: epigenetic programing of male pronucleus.